AUGAGCGCCGAAUUGGACAUCAGGCAGCUGCUCGCCGCCGCAGGUGUCUGCUCAACCUAUGCAAACAACGUGGCGCACAAUUGCCGAACCCAGAACAACGGCCCCGACAACAGCACCCACAACGAGGUCAAGAAUUGCACCCUCAACUUUAACGAGCCGGUCGUGGUAAUCUACGUCACCCCUCUCCCGUCCGAAAGCCCCGACUCCCGCGUACCCGCCGACGGGCAUCAACCGGCAACGGGACGACCCUUGGGUGCAGACGGUCCUACUAGCCGCCAAGGAGCCGCGAAUCAGAGACAGCAGGAGAAGACCAAGAAGAUGGUGUGGUGUCUGUUGUGCAAUCCAGACUUCCCGUUCGUGCGGCGCUGCGGACACUGA
Molecule: messenger RNA, 378 nt
Organism: Verticillium dahliae VdLs.17
Lineage: Eukaryota; Fungi; Ascomycota; Sordariomycetes; Glomerellales; Plectosphaerellaceae
Exons: 2
Coding region: 1-378 (125 amino acids)
Source: RefSeq, a predicted model, not a curated record